Messenger RNA from Anguilla anguilla (European eel), 5541 nucleotides. RefSeq lists its product as uncharacterized. NCBI's taxonomy places the organism in Eukaryota, Metazoa, Chordata, Actinopteri, Anguilliformes, Anguillidae. The record is from RefSeq and is a predicted model, not a curated record. The transcript has 5 exons. The coding region runs from base 830 to 1441 and encodes 203 amino acids.
UUUUUCUUUUUCCUACACUGCUGUUGUUAUAAAAUGCAAUGUAGCAUAACUGCAGCGCCAAUAGCUACAUUAUUGUAAUAACGGAAUAACGAAAACUUCUGUAAAACGGUGUCCUCUAGAACCGAGAAUGAAAUCUAAAUGACUGCAAUGUGAUGAUAACAUCAAAUCGCUUUGUUUUUUUAUUUUUAUUUUUUUAAAGAUUUUUAGAUAGGCCAUUUUAUUAUUAUUUAGCUUGCUAGGUGGUCUUUGCGCGCUGUAGGCUGUAGGAAAAUGCAUUUAUGCUCCGCGUGGAAAUACAGCUAACUUUUCUUCGUUCUGACCGUGUUUUGAUAUUUUAGAGUUCCGUAUUUGUCGUGAUGAAAACAAAUGUAUAGGCAAGUCUCCACAUAGGCAAUAGCAACUUUCUAGCCAAGCGUAUCAGCAUAGGCCAGAAUCUCACUAUUAAAGACAAUAAUGUAAUUCGGUGGAGGGAAUCGCUAAAUAGGUGUGCUUUAUUGUGGAAUAAAAUAUUUAAUAAACUAUUUUUCCAUACAGUAAUUAAGCCUGUUACGACGAAAACUUUAUUGUAUUGUUCAACAGGUCAUUUUAGAUGUCUGCGUAAUUUUUAUUCUGAUAGGGUACAUCAAGCGACUUGGUAUCCUACAGCCAAGGUCAUUAUGCCUAACGAUCAAGGUGAAUGAGGCGUGGUUUCUGUAGCUGCACGUUUUUGUCCAGUUCAUAUUUUACUCGAUUACGGAAUAUUUGCGUUUAGCAGUCGUUAUUCAUUCAAAUAUCCACCCACGUCCGCAAUAACAAAGCAGGAAGUGAGCGGCGAAAGAUCGGGAACAAAAUGAUGCUCAGCGGGAAUGCCUUAAAUUGCACGGAGUGCCAGGCUGACGGCUGGACUGGUUGCGAUGGUGUAGUAAAUGCAUGCGCGGCUGGACAGAAGUGUGUGUCAGCAGCAUCUGAACUUACUGAGAUUGAUUACAAUAAAGAGAAGCAUGUCACCAAGAAGGUUACCAGAUCAUGUGCCGAUGCUGGUUUUUGCAAUACGGAAUUGUCCUUUAACUUCAAACAUGCUGCCUGGAAGAUAAGAACUGGGUGUGACCAAGCUGAAGGGCCCGCAAUAAGCCCGGAGGCCAGCCAGAACGAUCGGGAGUGUGUGGGCUGCAUCGCGGUGCCGUGGCUGUGCGAUAAGACCGUCCACUGCCGUGGAGAGGAGGUCAUGUGCAUCAAAGUCGUUGAGCGGGUGGCGGGAAACAUCAUGGUGAGCAAGGGAUGCGCCACCCGGAGCGUGUGCAGGCAGGGCGUGAACAUCUCGGACGUGGUGGGACCGGUUCUGCGGGGGGAGGUGUUCUGCUGCGAAGGUAACCUGUGUAACGGUGCCGGGGGCGACGGGCACGGCGUUCCCCUCAUUCCUCUGAUGGCGUUUCCCCUGCUGGUGUUUCAGGUCUUUGCCUGAAUGACACACCCGUGUCCCAUCAGCACCCUGGGGCCUUGCAUUUCUCCCCUUCAGUGUUUAGUGAAUUAUGUUUCUGUACGCCAAACGACUGGCCGGCAGAACCGGUGGUUUGGCAUUAGAGAAUAGAAGUCUUACUGUUUUUUUUUUUUUAAAGAUCAUUAUUACAUUUUUUUAAAUUUUUUAUUAAGUUUUUUAUUAGUCAAGGACCUGGAAUGAUGGAACACUGCCUUAUAUUGUAGCUGCCUUGCAGGCAAACACUCAUCAGACCCCUGUCUACCCGCCAUAGCUGCCUUGCAGGCAAACACUCAUCAGACCCCUGUCUACACGCCAUAGCUGCCUUGCAGGCAAACACUCAUCAGACCCCUGUCUACACGCCAUAGCUGCCUUGCAGGCAAACACUCAUCAGACCACUGUCUACCAGCCAUAGCUGCCUUGCAGGCAAACACUCAUCAGACCCCUGUCUACCAGCCAUAGCUGCCUUGCAGGCAAACACUCAUCAGACCACUGUCUACCAGCCAUAGCUGCCUUGCAGGCAAACACUCAUCAGACCACUGUCUACCAGCCAUAGCUGCCUUGCAGGCAAACACUCAUCAGACCCCUGUCUACCUGCCAUAGCUGCCUUGCAGGCAAACACUCAUCAGACCACUGUCUACCAGCCAGUGUUUUCCACAUCGGCACUCCAGCGCUCUGCCAGCCGCCCUCUGUCUUGCAUUUCUCUCACAGCUGAUUGCAACCUGUUCUGUCUCGCCUCCACUGUUCACCGACAGAUUGCUGUAGUGUCCUGUUACUCAAAUCACAGUCCUUGGCCCUGUUCAGACCUGUACUUUGUAUCCAGAUACAUCUAGAUUGUGUCUAGAUUCAGUCGAGACGGAUGUCAGUUCACACCCGGCAUCAGAAUGCGUAGCCUCCACGUGUGUCUCGAGUGACCACUUGUGAUCGGAUCUCACUUCCCCGCUCAAUAUGCAAAUAAACACGUACAUCAUUUCCGUUUGCAAAGACCAAAUGUGCUGGUUAAAAACAACAUUUCACGUCGUUCAGUGUGGCUUCUUCUUGUUGUUUCGCACUUUAAUAUGACGCCAUUGGCGUGCGAAUGAGAACGUACUUCCGCUUACGCAGAGGACGUCAGUUGACUAGGCGGUCCUUCAGUGUGGCCCAGGACGCACUCGUGUACACACUGCUAAAAUAAUGUGGCCAUAUGCAACCCAGACCACCUCCGAAUGUGGUCUGAGUGGUCGGAUCUCAAUGAGUCCUCAAUGCGUCAUCAAUGCGUCCUGGGUGCGUUCACACCUGUAGUUAGCGCUGUCCACUUGUGAUCGGAUCACCCGAGACGCAUUUUAAUGCCAGGUCUGAACAGGGCCCUUGAGGGCUGAAAACUGCUGGUUUUCCACCCCUCCCUUUGCCUGGAAGUCAGGUGUGAAGACAGCCAAUCACCAGCAAUUAAUUGUUCUUAAUUGUUCGGUUAAUUACAUGGGAGAAAAGAAAACCAGGGCUGGAUUUUGAUUUGAGGGCCAGACUUGGGCCUCCACGCUUCACUGCCAAUUGGCUGAACACUGGCGGGUAAACAGCGGCUCUGGUGGUGGACUGCCAGUGGCCACUAGUGUUUGUGGGCUGGGUGCCCUUUUUUUAAAAUUAGUUUUUAAAAUUAGAUUUUCUACCCCAAAGAAGGACAGGAUGGUGUUCCUGUAGUAUACAGUUUCCCAAUCUUUUUCCUUCCGUGGCACACUUUCCAAAUUUACAGAAUCUCAUGGCACACCACUCUCAAAAGCAUACAAAAAUAAACACCCUGCAGCCCCAUUAAAACAUUUUUUAAAAAUGUAAAGGAUUUUUCACACGGCACACCUGACGGCACACCGGUAGGGAAACGCUGGUAUACAGUAUCGAGUUCUGCACCAAUAAAGCCCUGAUGACACAGAUGCUGUCUCUUUUUUUUUUUUUUGGCUGUCUUUCACAAUAAUAGCACUUUUAAAUAUUCACCAGGGGAUUUGAAUACUUGCCCUCACUAUGUGGAAACUGGGAACAGUUAGUUCCUUUCAAAGUAGGCUGCUUUUCAGACAAGUGUGGACAAGUGCAUGGGCCGCAAAGACUGUAGUUCUCAGACCGUCACAGUCAGUAGCAGGUAACACACCUCUGGUAACCCGACCUUCGUCUUGUCAUUCAGAUAUUCUCAGAAGGUGAGUCACGGUGGGCUGAAUGGCCUGUUCUCGUCUGUAGAUAUUUGAAUAUUCAGACAAUUCCAAACAAAAAUUAACUGCUUGAGGAUGACAGUCCCCCAGGUCCAUGUCCUCCACUCAUUUCAACAGAACCAAUGUACUGUCAAUAAACGACAAAAAGUGAAAAAAAUGAUUAAUUGUAAAAAACAAAAAACACAUUUAAUUGUAUGAAAUGUGCAUUAUUCCAUGGUGUCCGCUUUCCCACUGUGAAAGAGCUCACACUCCCAAUACUGACGAAAGUCACCUGUCUGAGCGGGCCAGAAAGUCACCUGUCUCUGAGCGGGCCAGAAAGUCACCUGAGCGGGCCAGAAAGUCACCUGAGCGGGCCAGAAAGUCACCUGAGAGAGCCAGAAAGUCACCUGUCUCUGAGCAGGCCAGAAAGUCACCUGAGAGAGCCAGAAAGUCACCUGAGAGGGCCAUCUCUUCUGUAUCUACAUCCUAUUUUGUGUAACCUGACUGUCCAAAUAUUGCAAUAACUCAUGCUGACCCAUCUCUUUUUUUUUGUACUACAACAUUAUUUUAUCUAUGGCUCAGGUAGACAAUGGGAGAGAUUAAAUGAAGACCAGAGAUUCUGGCCACAUUACCUUUUCACUGAUAAUUGUCUAAUAGUGAAAAAAUAGCCUGGGCCCACAGAUGAGUUUAAUUUGAUAAACAUCAAAAAAUUAUUUUGGUAUUGAAUUUGCAACAGACAGUUCAAUUUCAGAGUGAGACUGAAUAAACCAUUAAGUCAAACCUGCAGUUGAUAUAGAUGUUUUACAGACCUCUUUUUUAUGAUUUAUACAUCCAAAGUGCUUGUAAUAAGAAGCUGAAUGAAUUUAGAACAAAAUAAAAUGUGGAUUUGUGGUUUACUCUCCGGGAUGGCAAGCCCUGCAAAAGCACUGUCUAACCGUGUCUAAUCCUAACCACGCCAGUGCAGAAAACGGCCAGUAUUCGAUCAUAAUUGGAAACAGAAUGGACCGGGCAGGUGGAUCUGUUUCAAUCAUGUAAGUGCAGUUUGCCUGCAGCUAUCUCUGAUAGUUGUAAAAGCUUAAAGUGGACUGAAGAAUUUGCCAAUUACCAUGCAGAUACAUGCACACUGGCUUUUUAAGCUGAAAAAAAAACACUGCCACAUCAUACUGGAUCUAAGGUUGCGUUGAAUUGCUAACUAAAUCCAUAACUGCAUUUAUACAGUUAGUAGAAGUAUGUUAUCCAGAGCAAUUUACAGUUUUUUCAAGUUACAUUCCAAAAAAACAAAAAAAAAUUGUUUCUGUGCCUAGUAUCCAGGUGGGCAUGUCCUGGAUGAAUUCAGAAUAAGCACCUCACUGAAAAGUAGAGCACCAGAGUCUUACUACAGAAUCAAACCUGCAACCUCCAUGGUAUAUAAUCCCACCUUCCUAACCAUUAUACUACAUUGCCACCCCUGGAUUUAAUUACAGUAUACAUGUGUGCACGUUUGCAUUGUCUGUGUGCUAGGCCGAAUAUCAGUUGUUUGGCUUAAAACAUAUGCAGCUAUAGGAGUUUGUAUGUUGCACUUAGAAAUGAAUGUAAUAAUACUCACUAGAUUGUGCUCCCCGGUCUGCACUCUGUAUAACAGGGAGUAUGUUCACACAACCCUGCAUAUUAAAAAAGAAACGUGUUACCAGUGUAGAGAGCAGAAUCGAUUUUGCCGGAGUUGAUUGAACACUGAAUGUUUUUGCUGUGUGGUGACGAAGUACUGUGCGGUGUAUAGCUUGCUUACAGAGAGGUUUCGAGUAAUACUUUGGCUGAAUACUAAGGCCUCAGUGUGGUUUUGACCGCUGCAGUGACUGCUUUGCAAUACUAACUGUAAAAUGUGUGUGUGUCGUUUGUGUCCAUGGCUCUCUCAUGUUAACUGUGUAAUAAAUCAGUGUGUAUUAAAUCAUGUUGCUUUAA